AUGAAAUUUCCAAUCGAGACUCCAAGAAAACAGGUGAACUGGGAUCCUCAAGUGGCUGUUCCCUCACCAGUGCCAGCUUGUGAACCUGAGCCUAAAACUAACGGGCACUACCCAACUCCACGACUCUCUGUUUCAUCCCGAGCCACUGUUGUUGCGACCAUGGAAGCACCUUCUCAAGGCCUGCAAACAGUCAUGAAGUGGAAGACAGUGGUGGCCGUCUUUGUUGUGGUGGUAGUUUACCUGGUGACAGGAGGACUUGUCUUCCGUGCCCUGGAGCAGCCCUUUGAAAGCAGGCAGAAGAACACAAUUGCACUGGAGAAGGCUGACUUUCUUCGGGAGCAUGUUUGUGUAACCCAGCUAGAGCUGGAGACACUGAUUCAGCAUGCUAUCGAUGCUGAUAAUGCAGGAGUCAGUCCCAUAGGGAAUUCCUCUAACAACAGCAGCCAUUGGGACCUUGGAAGUGCCUUUUUUUUUGCUGGAACAGUCAUCACAACAAUAGGGUAUGGGAACAUGGCCCCAAGCACUGUUGGAGGCAAAAUUUUCUGCAUCUUGUAUGCCAUCUUUGGUAUUCCACUGUUUGGUUUCUUGCUGGCUGGGAUUGGAGACCAACUUGGAACCAUCUUCGGGAAGAGUAUCGCAAGGGUGGAGAAAGUUUUCAGAAAAAAGCAAGUGAGUCAAACAAAGAUCCGGGUGAUCUCUACCAUCCUCUUCAUCCUGGCAGGCUGUAUUGUCUUUGUGACCAUUCCUGCAGUUAUCUUCAAACACAUCGAAGGAUGGACAGCCUUGGAGUCCAUCUACUUUGUGGUUGUCACUCUGACUACUGUUGGCUUUGGUGACUUUGUAGCAGGAGGAAAUGCUGACAUCCAUUACCGGGAGUGGUAUAAGCCCUUAGUGUGGUUCUGGAUCCUUGUUGGCCUUGCCUAUUUUACUGCUGUCCUCAGUAUGAUUGGAGACUGGUUAAGAGUCUUGUCUAAGAAGACAAAAGAAGAGGUUGGAGAAAUCAAAGCCCAUGCAGCUGAGUGGAAAGCAAAUGUGACGGCUGAGUUCAGAGAGACGCGGAGGCGGCUCAGCGUGGAGAUCCAUGACAAACUUCAGCGGGCAGCCACCAUCCGGAGCAUGGAGCGCAGGCGUCUGGGCCUGGACCAACGAGCCCACUCCUUAGACAUGCUGUCUCCAGAGAAGCGCUCUGUCUUUACUGCCUUGGACACAGGGCGCUUCAAGGCCUCUUCUCAGGAAAGCAUCAACAACAGGCCUAACAACCUGCGCCUUAAAGGGCCAGACCAGCUCAACAAGCAUGGUCAGGGGGCAUCUGAGGACAACAUCAUUAACAAGUUUGGAUCGUCUGCUAAGAUGACCAAAAGAAAAAACAAAGACCUCAAAAAGACCAUCCCUGAAGAUGUGCGUAAAAUUUACGAGACCUUCCGAAACUACUCCUUGGAUGAAGAAAAGAAGGAAGAGGAGACAGAGAAGAUGUGUAAUUCUGAGGACUCGUCUAGCACUGCAGUCCUAACCAACUGCAUCCAGCAGCACUCAGAUCUGGAGAAUGGCGUGAUCCCAAAUGAAACCAAAGAAAAGGAACAGGAAAACAAAGCAUUACUUGAAGACGGAAAUUAA
Indicator indicator is the source of this 1614-nucleotide messenger RNA. It is a transcript of the gene KCNK10, whose product is annotated as potassium two pore domain channel subfamily K member 10. The coding region runs from base 1 to 1614 and encodes 537 amino acids. Gene Ontology annotation, molecular function: potassium ion leak channel activity. Lineage: Eukaryota; Metazoa; Chordata; Aves; Piciformes; Indicatoridae. Gene Ontology annotation, biological process: potassium ion transmembrane transport; stabilization of membrane potential. Gene Ontology annotation, cellular component: membrane. The record is from RefSeq and is a predicted model, not a curated record. The transcript is spliced from 7 exons.